AUGUCCCACGAAGAAGACCUGAUCGAUUACUCCGACGAGGAGCUUCAGACCACCGUCCCCGCCCCUGCUGCCGCCCCCGCUGCAGCCAACGGCGAUGAUGACAAGAAGGGUGAUCUGACUGUUUCUGGUGGCCGCCCCGACAAGAAGGGCAGCUACGUUGGCAUUCACUCGACCGGUUUCCGCGACUUCCUGCUCAAGGGAGAGCUUCUUCGCGCCAUCACCGACUGCGGCUUCGAGCAUCCUUCGGAGGUUCAGCAAGUUUGCAUCCCGACCGCUAUCCUCAAUGUCGACGUCCUUUGUCAGGCCAAGUCCGGUCUCGGUAAGACCGCCGUCUUCGUCCUGACCACUCUGCACCAGCUGGAGCCCGUCCCCGGCGAGUGCUCCAUUCUCGUCAUGUGCCACACUCGUGAGCUGGCCUACCAGAUCAAGAACGAGUAUGCCCGUUUCUCAAAGUAUCUCCCCGAGGUCAAGACUGCCGUCUUCUACGGUGGUACUCCUAUCCAGAAGGAUAUCGAGACUCUGUCGAACAAAGAGAGCUACCCGAACAUCAUCGUGGCCACCCCCGGUCGUCUGAACGCUCUUGUCCGCGACAAGAAGCUGAGCUUGCGCAACGUCAAGGCCUUUGUUCUCGAUGAGUGUGAUAAGAUGCUCGAUCAGAUCGAUAUGCGCCGUGACGUCCAGGAAAUCUUCCGCGCUACCCCUGCCGACAAGCAGGUUAUGAUGUUCAGUGCCACCCUCUCCCAGGAGGUCCGCCCUAUCUGCAAGAAGUUCAUGCGCAACCCGCUCGAGGUGUACGUCGAUGACGAUACCAAGCUCACUCUGCACGGUCUUCAGCAGUAUUACAUCAAGCUUAGCGAACAGGAGAAGAACCGCAAGCUGAACGACUUGCUCGACAACCUGGAGUUCAACCAGGUUAUUAUCUUCGUGAAGAGCACCCAGCGUGCCAACGAGCUUGACAAGCUUCUGCGGGAGUGCAACUUCCCCUCCAUUGCUGUCCACUCCGGCGUCAGCCAAGAGGAGCGUAUCAAGCGCUACAAGGAGUUCAAGGAGUUCAACAAGCGCAUCUGUGUCGCCACUGAUGUCUUCGGUCGUGGUAUCGAUAUCGAGCGUAUCAACUUGGCUAUCAACUACGAUCUCCCCGCCGAUGCCGACUCCUACCUCCACCGCGUCGGUCGUGCCGGUCGUUUCGGUACCAAGGGUCUCUCUAUCUCCUUCGUGAGCAACGAGGAUGAUGAGAAGGUCCUGAAGGAGAUUGAGAAGCGCUUCGAGGUCGCUCUUCCUGAGUACCCCGAGGGUGGUGUCGACUCCUCCACCUAUAUGGCUUAA
Molecule: messenger RNA, 1326 nt
Organism: Penicillium atrosanguineum
Lineage: Eukaryota; Fungi; Ascomycota; Eurotiomycetes; Eurotiales; Aspergillaceae
Product: ATP-dependent RNA helicase SUB2
Exons: 5
Coding region: 1-1326 (441 amino acids)
Biological process (GO): mRNA export from nucleus; mRNA splicing, via spliceosome
Molecular function (GO): ATP binding; RNA binding; RNA helicase activity
Source: RefSeq, a predicted model, not a curated record